This is a messenger RNA of Fusarium mangiferae, 741 nucleotides long. RefSeq lists its product as uncharacterized. The record is from RefSeq and is a predicted model, not a curated record. The coding region runs from base 1 to 741 and encodes 246 amino acids. The transcript has a single exon. NCBI's taxonomy places the organism in Eukaryota, Fungi, Ascomycota, Sordariomycetes, Hypocreales, Nectriaceae.
AUGCUGCGAUGGUGGCGCAAGCAGCUCGAUAUUCGGGCUUUUCUGGUUUUCCAACGCCUACGACGAUUCAACCAGACCUUCAUUGUCCUUGCCGCUCUUGUCAGUGGGCUUGACAUUGGUGCCUUGUCUUACCAGGAAUUUCGCUCGCGUGGUGAAGACGAUGCUAGCCUAAAUCAUACCGCUGAGGGCUUCCUCUGCAGCUCGGCCAUCACGGCUGUCAUAUCUGCGCUUAUCGCGGGCAUGCUACUCUUUCAAUUCGAAGGAUUAGAGAAAGCGAGUCGACUAGAGCUUGCAGUGGCUUGGAUACCAUUAACGUUAAUGGACGUAGCAAUUGUCGAGUUUCUCAUUGGAAUUACGUGUUGGUACGCGGCCAACAAUGUACGCUGGAGAGGGGCUUUGAUGGCAACGCAACUGACCGCCUUACUGGGGCUCUGCAUUGCGCUUUCAGCAUUCAUGUGGCUUAGCAUGAGAGAGAAGGGUGGACUAGGAGAAGAAGAGAGGAAGGUCACUGCCGCCGAGAGGCGUGGGGUAGAUGCCGAUCGUGAAGAAGCAACCCAGGGUACUGAGUCCUGGCUUGGGGAGAUGACGGCGAAGUCUCAAAAUGAGACGAAUCAAGUCCAGCGUCAGGAAGCUGAGGCUGAAAAUGGAUCUGGAGAGGGUAAACCUCGCGCUAGAAGGCCCAUCAGCACCAAGACGAAUGUGGCCAAUGCAGAUGCAGUUCCAUCACCUCAGGGUCAGUAA